GGCGGCGGAACGUCCCGAGGAUGACGUGCGGCGUUCUCGAAUCCCGUGUCUCGCUCGCUCGCUCGCCGCCGCCGCCGCCGAAGGAAACGGGAAAAGCAACAAGGAGGCAGGAGCAGGCGCGGCGCCAUGGCGGCCCUGGAGCGGCCCGUGCCCAGUCCCGAGGCGUUCCUGGGCCAGCCCUGGGCCGCCUGGGUGCGGGAGGCCGCCCCCCCCGCACGCGCACGGCGCCGCCCCCCCGCACAGUGUAGAUCUAGAAGAGACUGGAAAGGAGGGUGGAAAAAGCAGGGAGGUUAUGAGGCUUAAUAAAGAAGAUAUGCACUUAUUUGGCCAUUAUCCAGCUCAUGAUGAUUUCUAUCUUGUAGUGUGCAAUAUCUGCAAUCAGGUAGUCAAGCCACAGGUUUUCCAGUCACACUGCGAACGAAGACACGGUUCAAUGUGUAAACCUUCCCCUUCUCCAGCUUCUCCAGCCUGCAAUUCCAGGGCAUCCCUAGUACAGAUGAAACCGAAAUCCUGUAUCAGCGGCCAUAACCCUGUCAGCAGCAACUCAAAGCCAUUCAAAACGCCCAAAGACAAUCUACUUACCUCCAGUAGCAAACAGCACACAGUCUUUCCUUCAAAAGUAUCACGGGAUAAACCAUGCGUUCCUGUUCCAGUAGUCAGUCUAGAGAAAAUUCCUAACCUAGUGAAGGCAGAUGGUGCCAACGUUAAAAUGAAUUCUGCAACCACUACCACCAUCACCUCCUCCUCAGCCUCUUCAUCCACCAUACCUGCUCCAACUUUGGUUAAAUCUGGUUUGACAUCCAAGUCAGUGCCACCAUCACCAGAGAAGAUUCUGAACGGCAAAGGAAUUGUAGCUCCAUCAAUAGACAAGAAACACCAAAAUGGCACUAAAAGCAGUAACAAGCCUUACAAAAGACUUUCAGAAAGAGAAUUUGACCCAAAUAAACACUGUGGAGUACUGGAUCCUGAAACAAAGAAACCUUGCACAAGAUCGCUCACCUGCAAGACUCAUUCACUUAAUCAUCGACGAGCAGUUCCAGGCCGUAAAAAACAGUUUGACAUCCUUCUAGCUGAACACAAAGCUCGAUCCAGGGAAAAAGAAGUUGCAAAAGACAAAGAGCAUCCACCAUCUGCAAGAGAAAGCUAUCAGAGCCAGCCCACACCAGCACAAGACUCUCUGUCAGGAUCUUCAGUGAACUCUGGGCAAGAAUCUAAAGUAACAUCUCCUGCAAAAUCUAGACCACCAAAUUCUGUACUUCCAAGACCGUCAUCUGCAAAUAGCAUAAACAGCAACAGUUCUUCAAACCACAGUGGGUACGUACCAGAACUGCCACUGCCUUCCAUGGGAGGAGAUUUAACGAGCAGAUUGUCCAGUGAUGAAGGAGAAGCGGAUGGAGCUGAAGAAUCUGAGAAAUUAGACUGUCAUUUUUCUGGACACCAUCCCAGACCUCUUGGGUUUUGCUCAUAUGGCAGUCGCUUAAUGGGAAGAGGGUACUACGUCUUUGACCGAAGAUGGGACCAUUUUCGAUUCGCACUAAACUCCAUGGUAGAAAAACACUUGAACUCACAGAUGUGGAAGAAAAUUCCUCCUGCGGCAGAUAGUCCCAUGCCUUCUCCAGCAGCGCAUGUCUCCACUCCUUUUCCAGCAUCGGUCUUACAGCCUUUCAGCAACCCCAGUGCGGUGUAUAUUCCUUCAACACCUAUCAGUUCAAGAAUCACUUCUUCUUCUUACAUAAUGACAUCAGCCAUGUUAUCAAAUGCAGCCUUUGUGACGACAUCAGAUACGAAUUCCAUUAUGUCACACACUACAGCUUUUCCUCAUGUGGCUGCAAGCCUAAGUAUCAUGGACUCAACUUUUAAGGCGCCAUCAGCUGUGUCACCAGUGCCAGCAGUCAUCCCUUCCCCAUCCCACAAGCCAUCCAAAACAAAAACCAGCAAAUCCUCAAAAGUGAAAGACCUGUCAUCUCGAAGUGAUGAGUCUUCAAGUAACAAAAAGAAAAAGCCGCAGUCGUCAUCAUCAUCGUCGUCAUCGUCCUCGUUAUCUUUACAGACAACUUCCUCAUCUUCAUUUUCAGGGUCCCACAAAAAGAACUGUGUCCUGAACCCCAGUUCCACUUUGAACUCCUAUCAGGCUACAUCUUCCUAUAACAGUAUGUCUGUGCACAAUACAAAUAACGGAACAAGCCCACUCAGUGCCAAAUCGGAGCCCUCAGGACGGACUUCAUUAUCAAGUAGUUCAGCAGACUCAGUGAAACAUAUGAGCAUGGUAGUAAGCAGUAUUGACUCUUCUAAUCUGUCUGUAUCUUCUCUUGUGCACCACUCAGGGGACCACUCCCUGGGAGCACAUAAUGCAGUGUCUUCUCUACCCCUUUCUUUUGACAAAUCAGAAGGAAAAAAACGUAAAAACUCUAGUUCUAGUAGCAAAGCCUGUAAAAUCACUAAAAUGCCUGGUAUGAAUAGUGUUCAUAGAAAGAGCACUGCCAACCUUAUUUCUGCGGUGCCAGAUCCUACAAGCAGCUCCAUCUCUCGGCAGAUUGGAAAAAAUAGCAGUGUAGCUUUGUCACAAUCGAGUCCUUCGAGUACAUCAAACCCAGUACACAACAGACAACUAUUUCCAGCCUGGCUGCUAUGGAGGCAGAGGAGGAGACAGAGUAAGCAUCACUGCAGAAAAGAAACCAUCAUCCCUUCCCAGUGGCAAAUUUACUCAAUGCUGAUUUGGAGAGCUGUGUCACAGCAUAUUAUUGGACCACUCACUCCCAUGACUUCCACUGCUGAUCUUCCAAUCCUGAACUCCUUUCAUCUGCAGUUAAAUGUCAGUGAAGCCUGAAAGAUACCAGCUUCUCCAUCUCAAGCUUCUGUCCAGGGCCUUUGGGCCCAGACUGGCCUUCAAAAUCCCUUAUGAGGUUGCCAAGAAAGGAAAAGAAAAGGGAAAAGGAAAUUGAAGCACGAAGCAAGUGGGUCAGCACUGAUAUGAACCUCUGGCUCCAACUCACCACUUGCUCUGACUUAAGGGGAUAUAAUAGCAGCCUGCCAAUACCUUUGAGGAAGUCACUAGGAUUUCAGAGCCAGGCUCUGCAGUGCUGCACGGUGGGAAGAUGAGAAACAAUCGACAUGUUGAUAAAAGGGAGGUUCAGACUGGAUACAAACAAGGUAAAACCUUCCUGCCAUGGAGACAGUCAAGUGUUAGCACAAGUUGCUUAAGAGAGGUGGGUGCAAACUCCAACUUUCGAGGUUUUCAAACCCAAACUGGAUAAAGCUCUGAGCAACCUGGUGUGACCUCAGAGCUGACCCUGCUUUGAGCAGGAAGCUGGACUACAGACCUCCUGUCCUAUGAUCCAAAUGUGAAGAAAGCAAUAAUGAUGCUCUAACUCCUCUCUCAAGGACUCAUCUUGUAGGGUCAUUUUCUCAGAAAUGCUCCCUAGGGCCUUCUUAAGGUAUUUUCCUAAUACCGAGCCCUCUUCAUUGCUCAGUCUUUAUGUUAUUCAUUAACCAGCUUUUUUGGUAGCUGUAAUUCUCACUCAGAACUGGCGACACCCAAGACCUUGUCAUUGGCGUUUCUCACUCUACAAUGUCUGGCGUUUCUCACUCUACAAUGUCUGUCCUAGAGAGAUAUUUCACUGGAUUUUUUUUCCAAAUCUCUCCCUGAGAUAUACUACAGAGUUUCCUUUGAAUCAAUUUACCUGCUUUGUUUCUAAGACAGCAUAGGAUGAGGCAGAAAACUUACUGUCCACUCUAAGUCUUGUCUUUUUACAUUCACAGAACCAAGCACUUAACAUGUUCUCCAAGAAUGCUAAUCUUUCCUUUUGAGGAAUUGUGAACAUCUUUACACUAAGGAUGGCUAUCUGUGUAACAGACUAGAUGGCAUUAUUUUCUAAAUCUACUAUACCCAGUAAUCAGCGCAUUCUCUAUUAUAGCAUGUGCAGUACUGCAGCUUAUAUGAAGAGCAUGUCUAUUCUUGACACCUGUGGGAAACCACCUACAUUGACAUUCACCUUCACCAAAUGUUGAUGCAUCCAGAAGUGUUGGAUUUGGUAGAGCAAUGCUGACAUUAGGAAGUGCUCCAAGACCUCUUCCUGGUAACCGUGCUUUUACAGGGUACUGACUGAAGUGACUACUGUUAGAGUAGACAUGUGGACUUAAUGGUCAAAUACAGGAAAAAAAACCAGGUUACUCAAUCAGUAACACGAGUCUUUGUAGAUGCAUAAUUCACACUUAGUUUUGCUUCCUAACUGCGUGCCCAGCCUUUCUGUUGUUCAAAAUGUCUCUCUUUGGACUGUGGGUGUCAGAGAAACUAAGGCGAUGGAGAUGGAUCUCUGAUCUCCGCCACCCUGUGUAGUGUGAACUUGCUCUACAGAUACUGCUAGAAUAAAAGCAUCUGUGGCCUUAAGAGCUAUGGGCUCAGAGCCACACUUAAACAGACAAAUAUACUACAUAUCUCAAAGAAUGAAGGCUCCUGCUAAGUAACUUCUUUUUUUGUUUUGCCUUUAGCAAGAGUCCCACUGUAGUUCUAGGAAGUCAGUUUUGUGGGUUUUCAGUCAGCUGGGAAGCAGCCGGUUCUGUAAGAGAGCUAGAUCUCCUGAUAUUAAACCAGCCUUUUUGUGACAUAUUUUUAACUUCUCUUUGACUAAGAAACAGUAACUGGAAGUAUUUUUCUAAUUCCUGAUAUUUAAUUUUUCCCAGUAUAUGAUUUUUGAUGGCAGGUUUAGUCUUUGUUUUGCAGUUGACUGAGAAAAACAACAUUAACAGCUUAGCCUUACAGUCACUCUUGUUCUCGUGGAGGGGACUGGGAUGGCAACAUGGUGGAGGCACAAGUGAUCCAGGCUACUUCUGUAGUACAUCAAGGACAAUUUCUUGACAGAAGUGCUCAACAAGCCAAGUCUGGCUAUGCUAGACAUGCUACUCACACAUAAGGAAGGGCUGGCUGGGAACAUUGACAUUGGUGGCAGCCUUGGCAGCAGUGACUACAAGAUAGCAAAGCUUAAGAUUCUGAGGGAAGCAAGGAAGAAAGAUAAACAGUUGAAUUGCAACCCUGGCAUGUAGGAGAGCAGACAUUGUCUCCUGCAUGCGUUUUGUUGGCAGAAUUGCACAGAAGACUGCCCUGAAGGGCCCAGGGGAGCUAGCUGAAGAAGCACAAGAACAGUCCAUUCUGAUAUGCGGGAAGUUGAGCAGACAUGGGAGAAGGCCACCAUGGCUGAAUGGGGAACUCCUGACUGAACUCAAAUCCAAAAG
Molecule: messenger RNA, 5229 nt
Organism: Aquila chrysaetos chrysaetos
Lineage: Eukaryota; Metazoa; Chordata; Aves; Accipitriformes; Accipitridae
Gene: ATXN7L1
Product: ataxin 7 like 1
Exons: 13
Coding region: 293-2827 (844 amino acids)
Source: RefSeq, a predicted model, not a curated record